This is a messenger RNA of Ornithorhynchus anatinus (platypus), 1220 nucleotides long. RefSeq lists its product as uncharacterized. The record is from RefSeq and is a predicted model, not a curated record. Lineage: Eukaryota; Metazoa; Chordata; Mammalia; Monotremata; Ornithorhynchidae. Gene Ontology annotation, molecular function: olfactory receptor activity; odorant binding. The coding region runs from base 1 to 1029 and encodes 342 amino acids. Gene Ontology annotation, biological process: G protein-coupled receptor signaling pathway. Gene Ontology annotation, cellular component: membrane. The transcript has 2 exons.
AUGGUGGAGUUGGAGACCCAGGACAGAGUGGAUAGCGAUCCCCGACCGGAGGAGAAGGACAGAGACAGGGCCCUGGCCAGAGGAGGACAGAUACUUACAAGCACUUGUCAGGAUCUCGCACAAAACGGCCAACUUCACGCCCGUGACCGAAUUCCUGCCGCUGGGUUUCUCGGAGGUCCGGGAGCUGCGGCCGGUCCAGGCCGCGCCGUUCCUCCCGGUCUACCCGGCGGCCCCGCCGGGGAACCUCCUCGUCGUCGCCGUCCCCGUCCUCGACCGCCGCCUCCACACGCCCAGGUACUUCUUCCUCGGCAACCUGUCCGUCCUCGACCUCUGCCUCGUCUCCGUCACCCUGCCCAACUCCGUCGUCGACUCCCUGACCGACCGGAGAUCCAUCUCCCUCCUGGGCUGUGUCACGCAAGUCCUCUUGUUGAUUUUCUUUGGAUCGGCGGAGUCGGCCUUCCUCACGACCGUGUCCUACGACCGCUACGUGGCCAUCUGCCUCCCCCUGCGCUACGAGGUCCUCACGAGCCGGGGGGCCUGCGGGAAGACGGCGGGGGCCUCUCCGGCCUCCCGCACCCGGCCGCCGCCUUCUCCGGGCCCUCCUGCGGGUCCAACGCGAUCCGCCAGUUCUUCCGCGACAUCCCCCAGAAGCUCUCCGGCUCCAACGCGGACCUUGGGGAGGUCGGCGUCACGACCUUCACGGCAAGCCUCUCCACGGUGUGUUUCGCUUCCACGACGGUCUCCUACGUCGGCGUCUUCGGGGCCGUGCUGAGGACGCGAUCGGCCGAGGGCCGGGCCAAAGCCUUCUCCACCUGCCUGCCCCGCCUGGCCGUCGUGACUUUUUUUAUAUCCACCUCGGGAUUCGCCUAUCUGAAGCCUCCCUCGGACUCCCCCUCGACGCUGGACCUCCUGGUGUCCGCGUUCUACUCCGCGGUGCCCCCGACCUCGAACCCCCUCAUCUACAGCCUGAGGAACGGGGACGUGAAGGCCGCCAUCUGGAAGACUCUGAGCGGGAGAUCAUCUGACUAGGAUCAUUUUUCUUCCGCGUGGCAUUUGCCGAGGACCGAAUUAGGCUCCGGGCUUGGCGUGAGCUAAUCAGCUUGGACACGGUCCACGUCCCACGUGGGACGGCCUUAAUUCCCACUUGACAGAGAAGGGCACCGGGGUACGGAGAGGUGAAGCAACUUGCCCAAGGUCACACAGCAGACAGGUCCUCUGAC